GGGGGAUGGGUGCGUUUGCGAGUGUGUGUGUGUGGGAUGGGCUUGUGGGCUGGGGUCUCUCGGUGUGCGUGGCUGUGUCUCCACCCCUUCUUCUUAUCCCCUCCCCCUUUGUGUGUGUGCGCGUCUCUGGGUCUGUUAUUCUCCUGCCUUGAGCUCGCUCUCCCUUUGUUGGGUUUCAUAGUGGGAAGGGAUUUGUCCUCCACGUUCCCGGUCGGGCUGCCGCCCGGUGUUGUUUCCCAACGAGCACUCUUCAGACCGAGGAAAAGCGACUUGAGCUUGCAAUUGAAUUUAUUUUCAAGUCACAGCGCGGGUGUUGCCCCCCUCCCUCUCUUCUGCUCCCCUCCCCCCAAAGCUCCUUCCCAGGCAUUUGCCUUUGCAUGGCUAUUUUCCCAACUACUCCCCACCUUUUUGUUCCGUGCUUGUGAUGGUUUUUCCGACUUUUUGUACGCGUGUCUUUAAAUUGACAUUUUUCUUCAACCUGUUGUUGGUUGCGUCUCAAUCGGGCAACGAUGGAGCGCUUAGUCAAGUCACGCUAGACAUUUUGGAAAGAAAGUAAAUAAAGGGGGAGAACACAAAUAAAAGGCCCAAUGGCAAAACAAUCUUCUGAUUUAACUUCUGAGUGCAGUAGAGAGGGUGGACAAUUGCAGCCUGCUGAAAGGCCAGCUCAGCAUCUUCGGCCUGGGGCCCCUACCUCCUUACAAACUGUGUACCAAGGUAAUCUUUUGGGCGAGCGGGACACUUCGUCACCCAGUAGUCCUCAGGGACCACUGGCACCACCCUCCAGCCCUAGUCCGUUUGCUACCAGAUCCCCGUUGUUCAUGUUUGUAAGAAGAUCCCCACUGCUGUCCAGAUCCUCCAGUGGGUAUUUCUCUUUUGACACCGACAGGAGUCCUGUACCUAUGAGUUGUGACAAGGCCACACAGACUCCGAGUCCCCCGUGUCAAGCCUUCAGUCAUUAUCUAAGCGCAAUGGGUAAGCUAGACCAUGCUUCCAGGUGGCAGUCACGGUCAAUCCCUGAAGAUACACGGCCAGAAAUCUGGAUUGCACGGGAAUUGCAGCGCAUUGGAGAUGAAUUUAAUGCUUCCCACAGUCCAAGAAGGGUGCUGCAAGAUUCUUGGUUUCUUGGAUUACCAAGCAGUAAACCACCAGAUCAUAAUUUUGCGCCUGUUGCAUUACAUCGUCCGCCUCAUAUGGAGAAUGCAGUGACUAAUGCGCCAAGAGGCAGCUUGGGAUUAUUUACUCGUUUCCAGUGACAGAAACUUUGAACACAAUGUCUUUGGUCUCUGGGUGCAGGUAACAGGCCUUUAUUGACCUCGGAUACAUCCAGCAAAUGAAAAGGAGCAGAAGGACUCCAUAUCAGGUGGUUUGGGCCUCUUCGUGGUUUUUUAGAGGAAAGCAAGUUUUUUAAAUGGAUAUUUGGAAAUGGACCACCUUUUUAAGAAACAGGAUUUCAUCUGAAAGUAGAACUAACUUUGUUUUGAUGAAAGUUCUUUUUUUUUUAAAAAAAGAACCUUGCUAUAUUGCAGCUUUCAAGAAAAUCAUUUAAUCCUGUUCUCAUUUGGAAACUUGUGGGUUGCUAUUAUAUCUUGCAACAGAAUUGUCUGAGCCAGCUACUUUGUAAAGCUGUCUUAGUUUUUAUAUUACAUGCUUCCUGUUCAAAAUCUUUCCAAGCAGUGAGAAGACAGACUGGUAAUUUCUGUGCUACCUAAAAUUCACCUAUCCUUGUACAUUAUUCACAGAAGAAGUUUGGGGUGGGGUGGGGGAAAUACAUCCAUCUGCUGUUUAAGUACCAUUUUUAAUCUUCUGUUGGGUGAAGCAGUUGCAUCUAGCAGCCCAGGAGGAGAACUCUUGAAUUUGCUUUGGAAGUUGAAAUUAAACUGUGAAAGUUUUAAUGUUCCAAAUAAUGUCACCAGGUUGCCUUUUACAAUUUUCUUCCUUUAUAAUUUGUAUAGAUAAGUGUGUAUUCUAUGACAUAUACUGAAGGCAGGCGGGAGGGGGGGGAUGUAGCAAUAAGUCAUUGUAUGUGGGUGAAAGCAGUUCCUAUGCCUGUGCAAUAUUGCCCAAAGUUGUUAGCAACAGGGUCCUACUGCAUAAUUUCAGGCACUGUUUUGAUCCUCACUUUGGUAUAUUUCUCUUUGUUUUUUUUAAAUCCAGUCUCUGUGUUUUGUUUUGUUUAUUUUUUUAAGCACUCUGGAUUUUGUUAAUUGCUGCCUUUGUUUUUAAAUAAUAUGAGAGAUGACCGAGCAACCAUAAUGUGGAAUGUAUAAGGACUACUGACUCGCUGCCUGGGUUUGAGGUCAACAGCAGCACAGUAUUCAGAGGGUGAAAACUCCAACAAAAGACAGAGCAGGAACAAAUUUUAUUCCAGAAAAAAGACCUUUUAACAAGUGGCACCUUUCCUAAGGUGCCAAUAGGUGAUUGGCUGCAUUUAUCUAAUAUGAGUUAGCUACUUUGUUUUGUGAUGUUCCUUAAUCAGGGCUACUUGUAAUGUGAUAAGAAAAACAAAAAGCUGAAUCAAGGGCAACCUGCUGCAAACAGCUGAAUUGUGCAACAUAUUAAAUUGUGCAGGUUGUUUCUGUAAGCCAUAAAGGGGAGCAGUAAGGAUUGAUAAUUCCCAAACUGUAGGGUGGGGCACAGUGGUAUGCCAUAGCAAAGGACUGAAAUGUGUCUGGAAACUAAGUCACUAUGUUGGACUGGGGAGAGUCCUUUGUAUCUUUAAUUCCCUCCUCUGUCCCUUUUACCCGAUUUCUCUGUCAAUUUAUGGGAAGAGGGAGUCUUCUGUGGGAAGGACUUGCUAGAUUCCUUGACUCGGGUAUGCUAUGGGCUGCCAGGUACAGGCGAAUCCCAGAAAGCAUAGGAAGCUGCUUUAUACCACUGAGCCAUCUAGCUCAGUAUUGUCGUUCUGACUGACAAGUGUGUAAGGAUUCUUUCUCAUCCUUACCUGUAGAUACCGGGGAAUGAACCUGGGAUCUCCUGCACAGUCUUUCCCUACCUGACUCCUGACAGGCAGAAGAAGGGGAAAUGUAGAGUGCCAGUAAGACCCUAUUAACUGCAUCAUUCUGUAGUUGUAAGGAGGAUGCCUGCCGAUUAUUGUGGGAGCAGAGUGAGAAAAUAGGUGUAUGGUAAAGCCCCCAAUCUUAAUCCUAGAAAAUACUGUGUCCCAUGUAAUAAAGGUUUGGGAAAUGCUGGGCAGAGCCCUGAAGACUCCCUGUGAUCCCUUGCAUUCAGAUAUUACAUCAGAUUUUGUAAGGAGUCCUUCAGACUUAGAUUUGCAGUCGAAAAGAUUAAUAAAUUGCUUUUAAAAAGAGCUGAAAUUCUCAGGAUACUGAAUUCUGUACCCUAUACCAAAUUGGUAAAGAACCACAGUAUGCACACAAUCCCAAACUUAAAUGAAAACGUCCCAUUAAAAAAAAUCAAGUAAAAUUCCACUAAACCAGAUGGCAGACAGUAUUGGCACAGAUCCCGACUUCCUUUUUUUAAAAGAAACAUUUUGUUUCUGUAAUAUCCUUCAUCACGCUUCCUGAUUUAUUAAAACUAUACUAACAGACAAUCCCUAUAUCUCAGAAGUAAGUUCAAUGGGGCUCAUUCCUAUGUGCAUAGAUUAAAGGAUUGCAACCUGAAUUGUUUCAGUUUUGGGACAUUGUUCAUUUCAUUUUCCUCCUAUAAAAUCAAAGCGGUUUAACCUGUGCUGUACCAUGUUAUGGUAAACUGGUUCAUAUGUGGAUUUGGAUUGAGUUUUUACUUUGCUUUGGGAGGCAACUGCAAAAUGAGUUUCCUGGAACUGCAUAGUUACUUAAAGGUUCUGGUUGCAAGUGCCCCUUAUUCCACAUAAUUUUUUUUGGCCAUUGAUCAGUUACAUAAAAUGGUGCAGAUACUUUGCAUAAUACAAUGGGUCAACUGAUUCCUGUUUGUAACUUGCUUCCAAAUGCUACGUCGCCAAUUUCUGGUUUCACCAGCACCACUGAAAAUGUUGUAACCUCUUUUUUAAAAAACUGCAGUCUUUUUGCGGCUAUAUCAAAUCCAUCCUAAGUGCUAUUAUGUGCUGGAGAGUUUUGUCAACUUCAGCUCCUAUGCCAGUGCCUGCAGAUGCACCCCCUGUCCUGAAUGUCUCUGCAGUAGAUUAUAGGAUAAAUCCAGAUGACCAAAAUAAGCUUUGGGGUCCCAAGCUAGAGAGAGGCGCAAGCAACGAUAAGCUGCUCACACACAUCACCUGAUGCAUGUCUGUACAAUAGAUGGUUAGUAAGAUUGAUAUUGACAGUGCCAAACACCUCUUUGAAAACAAAGAGACGAGGAAAGGGUGUGCUAAGAUUCUGUCCAAACUGACAGCCAUGAUUUGACUGUUGCCAGUUCACUGUUGGAAACAUCCCUCAGUCUUGCAUCCAGGGACAGAGUCCAAACCACUUCAUCCUCUUGUGCUUUUGCUAUUCCAGAUCUAGCCAGGGAAUCAUGUGCAGAAGAAGUAUUGUCUCCUUAUCUGUAUAGCCCUUAUUCGGUCAGGCUGUUUCAUCUGUAAGCUCCAAUGGCGAUAAUGUGUUAACAAGGGCAAAGCCAUGGAAGCUUUGUAGCAACGUUAGUUUCGUAAUUUUACUAGCUUUGGUCAACAAUGUUGUGGGUUUUCUCCCCAAUUUGUUUAACAUCAGGCAGAAAUUGCAACAUCACUAAUAGUAAGUUUGCCUGUAUAAUUAAUUGCACAUAAACCCACAUAAAGCUGGUUGAUUGAAAAAGGCAAAGAAGCGGGUGUUAGUCUUAGACCAUUCAAACUGAUACUGUGUGAUAGAGAUUUUUCGUGGCAUCCAAAAAACCAGGGGAACCAAGGAGUUCAUUUCCAGAUUUAGCAAUGUUGAUAACACAGCUUUUAAACCGGCAGUUUGCCAGUAAUCUUUCUGCAUACGAUGGGAAACCUGUGUUUUUCACUGGGAAUAAUUAGAAAGCUCUCUCUUGAGAUCAAAUUGACUCAUAUUAGUUGUCAGCACUGACCCAUCGCGAUUCCUUCUAAAAUCUUUUCUGCCACCAGAAUUAGUUCUCAAGAACUCACCAAAGUGUUUUCUGUUUAGUGCUUCUGCAUUUGGAGCACUCUAGUUUUAAUGCCUUUCUAACACAAAACCCUCCCUGCAGUCAUGCUUUCAGUGGUUGGGACCCAGGGAGCUCCAGACAAGCGCCUGAAGUGGGAGAAUUCCCCUGUUCUUCAUUGACAUGGCUACAGAGAGUACUCUUUAGGAAACCGUAACCUAUUAAGAGUGGCUUUUUUGAGGAGGGAGGGGGCUUAGGGGAUAAGGAGCUGCUUUGGGAAGGGGGGGGGGGUCCUGAAAGUCGCAGUGCACUCCCUUCAGACCCCUAUAACCUUCCCUCCCCCUUUUCUUAUAAGGCUCGGCUGGCCCAGUGCCUUGAGAUGUGUACACAUUCAUAUGUGUUAACUGCUAGCAUGGGAGUGCAAUUAGCUUGCUGCCAUGGCUUCAGGCAAACUUAAUCGUAAGCCUAAGAAAUGUGGGUUUUUUUAAAUAAAAUUCUGUGAAUUAUAACAAAAAACAGUAAAUGGCAAGAUAUUGGCACUGUGUGGCCCAAACCCAAGCUCUCUUGUUUUCCCAAUAAAUCUCUGCCGGACAUUAUAUCUUAAAAUGCUAAAUCAAGCAAGGCCCAUUUUAGUUUGUCACAGUUCAGUGCAGGUUUUGUGCCUUGACAUCCCCACAGUGUCCACAUUAGACAUGUGGGUUUAAAAAAAAAACUUUUUCUAGAAAUCCCAUUUAUAUAUCUAUAACUAUAUAUAAUCCUGCCAAAACAUUUUAUGAAGAAUUUUCUUUGGUUGUGGAGAAACCAUAUUCAAAUUUCUUCUUAGUGUCUCCAUGCUUCCCCCCCCUUUUGAAUGAUUGUAAAUAUUUGAGUAUUUAUUAGAUUAGUGCAGUCCUCAUCUGAGCCAAAUGUCACCUCUGUGCAAUGUUCCUUCUCUUCUUACUAUGUCAUGUAAGAUUUUUUUGUACAGCAGCUGAAGUAAAACGGAUUGAUUUCUCUAAACUUUUUUUGUAGAAUUGACUUUGUUAAAUACUGUAGAUUCCCCUUUUCUUUGUAAUUAAUGCACUCUACUGUUCCAUAAUGCUGUAACUUGUAGAAAUGUUGUAUAUUUAUUUUCUGCUUAUUUAAGUUCUUGUAAAGUCUUCCCCCCCCCACCUUGAAUUGUACUUAGUGUAUAUGGAAAUAGUGAUUGAUCAGUUUAGAGCACUGUCUACUAGUUUGGGAUAGUUGAUGCUAUUUUAGAUGUUGUUUAAACCCCUUGAUUUUCUGUACCGUGUCUCUUGCCCAUCUUUCUCUGUCUUGUUGAAAUAAUUGAAAUAUGAAGCGAAGGCAGGGGUCAGUUUGAUUGGGAAGGGCUUUUACAUGUUCAAGGGCCACAUCUAGCACUGCAUUUGUGGCUUUUAAAAUGAGUUAGUUCCAAAUAACUUUCUGAGGACCGAAGGCAGAUUUCAUACUGGUUUUGAUAAAGCAACAUGCAGUGCUCUGAACUUGUCAGUCUUUUAAAAAUGUCCAGAGAGCUUACUCGGGACACCUACUCACAGCAUCCCCUCUCAAAAGUAGAUUUUUGUUGCAAAUUCAUUAGGUGCCAGUUCACAAUCUUGGUGCUUCCUGUUUCUUCCUACAAUUGUGCUUACAUUUAAGGGCUGUUAAAAACUUGUCCCUUAGCCUCAGUUUACGUAGCACAGGAUAUGACUUGUUACCUCAUAAAUAAGAAGUAUCUGCAGUUUGUUCAAGAACUACUAAAUUCUUAGUGGAAGAGAAACAUUUUGCGCCCUGGUUUAAAGACCACUAGUUACUGUAUGACAGCACCACAACAUUAGGUACAAACAUCAAUGUAGCACUGAUCUUGUACUGAUUAAUCACUAACAUGUUUCUUAGAACCCAGCAUUUUUAUGUAGCAUUUUUAUUGCAGUUUCCCUGGCUUACUUGUGUUUUGCACUGAUGAAAUUUUGACAGGGUAAUUGCCACUUUACUUGUGCAAUACUGCUGUAAAUAACCGCAGAUCUUUUUUAAGAUACAAUCUUUUAUGUCCUUAAUGAAUUUUAUAUGAAUAAAACUUUCAACUAUU
Messenger RNA from Zootoca vivipara (common lizard), 7075 nucleotides. The record is from RefSeq and is a predicted model, not a curated record. NCBI's taxonomy places the organism in Eukaryota, Metazoa, Chordata, Lepidosauria, Squamata, Lacertidae.